GUGCUCCACAGUGACCGUCACAAAGUGCCAAGCGGCUCUGCGGACUCUUCAGGCGUUCCCUUUCUUCCGGCCGACGUGUUUAUGCAGGGAACCCCACGUUGACCCCGAAUGCAAUUCAUUUAGAGACUUUCUCUUCGAUCAUCCUUGCAUAUUUGUUCUCAAGAAAGAAAAAGACCCCUACCCCGUGGACGCAUUGCCAACCUGCAACCACGCCCUCUCCGUCUGCCAGGAAGAAAGAAAGUGCAUAAAACUAUUUGAAGACUUCAAAACGAAUUGCAAAGUUCGAGACGGGAAAUGUCGUAUGGAGGACAGGGAGCUGUGUCAUGAAGCCUGGGCCAAACUCAGGUUGUCGCCUAUGUUCGGUUGCAUUUGUCCAAACAACCACAUGAAACGAAGAUGUGAUAGAAUCUUCAGCAUGGUGAACCACAAUCCUUGCGUAGACGUUCUGCCAGCCUCAUUUGAUUUGUCCGGCACAGAAUCUGCACUCUAUCCAUAUGACCCAGAGCAAGGAAAUUUCCGCGACUUAUUAUUUCCUUCCGCAACAAACUUGUACCCCUACUUUCUGUUCCCAUCCAACACGCUGCGCCCCCACCCUUCGCACUCGCUCCCCCACCAUCCGGCCACGCACGCAGACACUCAUCUGUCAGUAGAAGAUAUCCCCAUAGAUUACGAUGAACAAGAUGGAAAACUCACUUCUUCCUAUUCGGGGUCAAUUUCAGUUAAGGUGAUUUCUUCGGAUAAUUGGACAUCCAUUGAAGGCAUUGAGUCUCAGUUAGAGAACCCUCUGGUUGGCAUUAGAGGUACCAGUCAAAAGGAUAAUAGCGCCCUAAGGCAGGAACUGCAAGGCAUCCCGUCAAAUGGGAACAACUCUCUAUUUGACGAAGAAGGAGAUGGAAGAGGGACUAAUAUGACUCCAGAGAGCGCAAAGGUGCAUUCAAGUUCUGAACCGGAAGGAGAGCUACCCAGAAACUUCAGCUUCCAAAGCACGUGUCAUCUGGCCCUGGAUCUGUGCAACAGCAACUACAGCUGCAAGGUAGCCCUACAGGCCGUGCUCCGCUACUGCGACGCGAGCCGCUGCAAUCGGGAGUCCUGCAUGGACGCGCUGCAGAACUUUUAUAGAACCUCGGAACUUAGGUGGAGCCUCGAAAUCGCAUUCUGCCUCUGCAAGAAAACCGAGAACAAACAGGAUGAAUGCCUCGUGGCACAGGAGAAACUACACCCAGUUUGCGCCCAGCGCGUGGAAGGCCCAUCAAUGCCCACGUGUCAUUCACUGGCGGAAGUUUGUCGUGAAGAGCUGAGCUGCAGGAGCAGGCUGGAAUACUAUGAACAGUCAUGCGCAGUGGAUAGUCUGACAAAAAAGUGUGCCGGACCGCCUUCAGAGUGUCGGAAAGCCAUGCUCGGGAUUCUAGGCACAGAACUCCGAUCAAACUGUGCAUGCAAAGGAACCGACUUCACACAGCUGUACGAUUGUCUCGGUUGGCAGCGCUUGCUGUGGGUUAACCCCUGUGUCGUGGAAUCGCAGAAAGAUUACCACACGAAGCGGUCCACGGAGGGGCUUCAGACCACAACAAUCUCGACGACUAGUAGCAGCUCAAUCCCCACAUGGGGCCCGCACCAACCUGACAUGACAUCAAGGAGGGUGACUCCCAUCAUGAUGCCCUCUGCGACGACAACAAGUAGGAUUCUGCCCGAAGAAGGACUCCAGAGCACAGAACUGGAGGACAUGCCCAGUACCAUUCCCACCACAACAACCACGACUUUACCGCCUCGUUUCUGUGCUGUACAUCGUGACCAUUCUGUGCAGUACAUCCGAGAAGGAAAAGGAAAACGGCUCUACCGAGAUGACGAGCCGGAAUGCUCCGAGUUGUGUCAAUGUAACGAGGGUGAGUCUCUGAGCUGUAAUACGGUGUGCGUUGAGAGGGCCCCGUGCAAGACGGAUUUCGCUUUCUACAACCACGCGGCCCCUGCGUACCAAGCCUACCGCGGACGCUGCCUCUGUUACUCUGGCCGGUUCAUCUGUAUGCGGCCCGCACCUGACGCAUACAAAUUGCCCCAGGGCGUGUUCCUGUUCUUGGGCUACAGCGAGACUGAUGAAGCUCUGCUCAAACCACACAGCAACCUGUCUGUACAAGAUGCUGUGGUCUCCCUCCAAGAUUUCAUGCGUCACGAGUUCAGCAAUAAGACCUCCUGCACCCUGGCAUUAUACAAUGUGACAAAAGAAAAUCUGAUCCUGGUGGCGAAAGUCAGCAAGGAAAGUAGAGGCACGAAACAGAGACCUCCACUUGAUCUCCUAAUGCGGGAAAAGGAAGAGUGUGCUGGUCCACUGCACGACAUAAGUGAAAAGAUCAACUCUCACCAUCCAGAACUUCAUUCUCACCUCUUGCUCUCCAUCUUCAAGAUGGCAGAAGUAGAGGUGAAAGUUCCUGAUACAAAUUCAGGUCCACGUAUUUCCAACAGUGUCUCCGUUGUUCUCAUGCUGUUGUUGAAAGAGUUGCUGGCAUCAUGACGACUCAUGCAAAACGUCCACUAGAAUCUACGCUCAUACAUAUCCAACUCUCAACAACUUUCUAUUGUGAAUGUUAUACCUAACAAAGCAGUGAAGUGAUCUCAAUGCAGAAUGCUGUCAUAUUAGCAAUAUGAAGUAUUCUUUUAUUGCCAAUGGAGCUUUGAACAACUAUUGUAAGUACACAAGAGACAUAUGAAUAGGAAGUUUGUGUUACACUUCAUUUCAGUGAAGAUAUUUCUAACAAAACAUAUAGCCAUUAACUAGAAUUGUAUCAAGUAUUUAAACAUUUUAUGGACUGAACUUCCAUUUAUUUAAAUCGAGCACUGAAUAAAUGGAACUACUUUGGAGUUACAUGAUAAGUGCAAUGUAUUGUGUCUAAAGUGAGUUACAGUUUGACGAUAUCUUGCCCUGUCUUCAAGGAGAGAAGAUCCUGGAUACUUGUUCCUUUGGAUACAACUCAAAUCAACCAAUUCACGAGAAAUGUAUAUCCUUCAUAAUAAGUGAACUUGUAUUUUCGUUUUAUUUGAUUCUAUUUUGGUCUCAAACAAAAACCUGCAUCAUUGGCAUCAGGGUGAAUUGCAUUUGCGCCAUAUUAUUACCUCUCUCAUGCUGGAAGAAUACCACUUUUUAAAAUUGCCCUAAAUUUUGUCAUCAUCACAUUUUCCAAAUGUAUUCAUUGUUGGAGUACAGCAUUUGUAGAUGAGUUAGUUAAUUAUGCUUUCUUUUCAAAUUGAUUCUCUUUCCAUAGGUUAAGAAUCCCAUUUCUAAUAUGGUUCUUCUUUGGAGGAGUAGUUUCAGGUCAUUGACAUAUUAUGGAAAUGACUUAUAAACUGGGAAGUUGUCCGUAAUAGUUUCAUGUAUAUUUCAGAACUAAUGUGAGUAUAAUUUUCUGUGAGUACAUUAAUUUCAAAGUAAUAUUUCUUACAAAGGUCAGAGAAAUAAUGUACGAGGGCACAUUGAAAAGUCUUUGCCCCUGUUUCUUUCUCAGCUACAAUAAUACACAUACAGGAAAAUCAAAAUACAGG
Molecule: messenger RNA, 3531 nt
Organism: Cryptotermes secundus
Lineage: Eukaryota; Metazoa; Arthropoda; Insecta; Blattodea; Kalotermitidae
Gene: Gfrl
Exons: 13
Coding region: 302-2506 (734 amino acids)
Biological process (GO): nervous system development
Cellular component (GO): signaling receptor complex; external side of plasma membrane
Molecular function (GO): signaling receptor activity
Source: RefSeq, a predicted model, not a curated record